Messenger RNA from Tarenaya hassleriana, 1472 nucleotides. RefSeq names its product pyruvate dehydrogenase (acetyl-transferring) kinase, mitochondrial. Gene Ontology annotation, molecular function: pyruvate dehydrogenase (acetyl-transferring) kinase activity. The transcript has 6 exons. The coding region runs from base 153 to 1265 and encodes 370 amino acids. Lineage: Eukaryota; Viridiplantae; Streptophyta; Magnoliopsida; Brassicales; Cleomaceae. Gene Ontology annotation, cellular component: mitochondrion. Gene Ontology annotation, biological process: protein phosphorylation; regulation of glucose metabolic process. The record is from RefSeq and is a predicted model, not a curated record.
AACAUUUCUUUUUUUCCUUUUGUCUGUUAUAUUUUUUCUUCAGAUGGCGAAUCCCAUCCUCUAUGCAUGCCCUUCUCUCUCUGCAUCUCCGACACGGCGGUGAUAGGCGACGGCUGUGGAGACGACGGAUACGGCGGCGUUAGGGUUCCGGCAUGGCGGCGAAGAAGGCAUGCGAGGCUUUUCCCAAGAGAUUGAUGGAGGAUGUGCACAGAUGGGGUUGCAUGAAGCAGACGGGCGUGAGCCUGAGGUACAUGAUGGAGUUCGGUUCGAGACCCACCGAGAGAAACCUUUUGAUUUCGGCUCAGUUUCUCCACAAGGAGCUCCCGAUUCGGAUCGCGAGGAGAGCGAUCGAGCUCGAGAGCCUUCCCUAUGGUUUGUCCGAGAAACCCGCCAUUCUGAAGGUCCGGGAUUGGUAUGUAGAGUCGUUCAGGGACAUGAGAGCGUUUCCGGAGGUCAAAGAUACAGCCGACGAGAAGGAAUUCACCCAAAUGAUAAAGGCCAUCAAGGUGAGGCACAACAAUGUGGUUCCCAUGAUGGCUUUAGGUAUCAAUCAGCUUAAGAAAGGAUUGGGCCGAAAGAUUGUAUACGAGGAUCUGGACGAGAUUCAUCAGUUUCUUGAUCGGUUUUACCUCUCGAGAAUAGGGAUUCGGAUGCUUAUCGGGCAGCAUGUCGAGUUGCAUAAUCCAAACCCGCCCCCUCGCACCAUCGGUUACAUACACACUAAAAUGUCUCCUGUGGAAGUAGCGAGGAAUGCUAGUGAAGACGCCCGAGCAAUUUGUUUCAGAGAGUACGGAAGUGCACCCGAAAUAAGCAUUUAUGGAGAUCCAACCUUCACAUUUCCUUAUGUUCCAACCCAUUUGCAUCUCAUGGUAUACGAGCUUGUCAAGAACUCGCUACGUGCUGUCCAAGAACAGUUCAUGGACUCCGAAAAAGUUGCUCCACCUAUCCGCAUAAUAGUCGCCGAUGGAAUUGAGGAUGUCACAAUAAAGGUAUCUGAUGAAGGUGGAGGCAUACCAAGAAGCGGUCUGCCCAAAAUCUUCACAUACCUUUACAGCACUGCAAGAAAUCCCCUGGACGAGAAUAUCGAUCUUGGCACGGCCGAUGUCCCGGUGACAAUGGCUGGAUAUGGAUACGGUCUUCCGAUAAGCCGCUUGUAUGCUCGGUAUUUUGGAGGGGUUUUACAGAUCAUUUCCAUGGAAGGAUACGGGACUGAUGCGUAUCUCCAUUUGUCUCGCCUUGGAGAUUCUCAAGAGCCUUUGCCAUGACAGGCAAUGAAGUUAUUAGGGUUUUCAUGUACAUUCAUACCGUGUUUUGCUUUCAUUUUCUCCGUUCAGAUGGAGACUUGUAUCUCCUCUGAUUGAUUCGCAACCUGUUCCUUUCCAGUCGUCUUUUUUCUUGUGUCCGAAGCAGACAUUACAUUGAAAAAGAGAACAGCUCUUUCGACUUUUAAGUUAAUCAUAUUACUAUUGCUA